This is a messenger RNA of Chara braunii, 1005 nucleotides long. The record is from the annotation of a GenBank genome assembly. Lineage: Eukaryota; Viridiplantae; Streptophyta; Charophyceae; Charales; Characeae.
CGGCGAGGUGGCAGGGGUGCAAAUUUUCCUUCUCCCUUUUUGGGUCUGCCUCUACCACGUUUCAGCAAUGGAGCUAGGGGGGGUUCUAUAAUUGUCUUCCUCUUCCUGCCCGCCCUGCUUACAUCAAUGUUGUCGUGGACAAGAUUCAUAUCCAGCUCUGGCAAUGGCGGUGGAGGGCACACACGCUUCUGCGGCACCGCCUGCUGCACCUCGACGUGCUGCUGCAUUGCUUGUCGCUCCGGGUGCUCUUGCUGCUGUGCCCCCCCCUUCCCGAGCAAAAUCUGGGCCGUGUCGUGUACGUGCCGUUGCUAUGCGCCAAGCACUCGCUGCUGCUGGGGAUGCACUGUCUGCUGCUGGACAUGUUCUUCCCGCUCUUGCUGCUGGUGCUGGUGGUGCUGCUGGACUGGUUGUUGCUGGUGUUGCUGCUGCUGCUGCUGCUCGACAUGCUGCUGCCAUUGCUGCUGGGCAUGCUGCUGCUGCUGCCUAUGUACAGGCUGCUGCUUCUGCUGCUGGACAGGUUGUUGCUGCUGCUGCUGCUGGACAUGCUGCUGCUGCUGCUGCUGCAAAGGUUGUUGCUGCUGCUGCUGCUCGACAUUCUGCUGCUGCUGCUGCUGGACAGGUUGCUGCUAGCGCUGCUGGACAGGCUGCUGCUGCUGCUGCACAGGUUGCUGUUGUUGAUGCUGGACAGGUUGCUGCUCUUGCUGCACGGGUUGCUGCUGGUGCACGUGUUGCUGCUGCUGCUGCACAGGUUGGUGUUGUUGCUGUCGGACAGGUUGCUGCUCUUGCUGCACGACAGAUUGUUGUUGCUGCUGGGCUGGUUGUUGGUGGACCUCCACCCCUCUAUCCCGCGCGUCCACCUGCAUCGAAUGUUCACACUCGACAACUUGCUUGUGCUGCUGCUCCACCUGCACGGGUUGCUGCUGCUCCACCAGCGCGGGUUGCUGCUGCUCCACCUGCACGGGCUGCUGCUGCUGCUCAGUGAACUUCGGCUCCUGCUGCUGCUGC